Messenger RNA from Hipposideros armiger (great roundleaf bat), 2932 nucleotides. It is a transcript of the gene SLC44A3, whose product is annotated as solute carrier family 44 member 3. Gene Ontology annotation, molecular function: transmembrane transporter activity. NCBI's taxonomy places the organism in Eukaryota, Metazoa, Chordata, Mammalia, Chiroptera, Hipposideridae. The transcript has 16 exons. The coding region runs from base 129 to 2087 and encodes 652 amino acids. The record is from RefSeq and is a predicted model, not a curated record. Gene Ontology annotation, biological process: transmembrane transport. Gene Ontology annotation, cellular component: membrane.
GGCGCUGGGAGGCGGCCGCCCGGGGGCGCUGCGCCCCUACCUGCCGCUGGGGCUGGGGCUGGGACUGGGACUAGAGGUGGACAGUUGCGGGCGCUGUGCCGGCCCCCAGUCCCGGCCGGGAGCGCAGGAUGCGUUGCCUCGGCGCCAAGUGCCUGGUUUCUGCAGAGAGAACUCCCAGGCAACGACAGUGGCGACCGCAGAUUUAUAGGAAAUGCACAGAUACGACGUGGUUGUUCUUGUUCUUUCUCUUUUGGACGGGUUUGAUGUUCAUCACAGGCUACUCAGUGGUGGCUGGAGCCACAGGAAGACUCCUCUUUGGCUAUGACAGCUUUGGCAACGUGUGUGGCAAGAAGAACUACCCAGUAGAAGGGGCUCCUCUUUCAGGGCAGGACAUGACCCUAAAAAAACAUGUGUUCUUUAUGAAUUCCUGCAAUCUGGAAGUCAAGGAUGGGAAGCUUGUUUCCACCACUCUCUGCAUAUCCAGCUGUCCUGAAGAGCAGCUUGAUACCCUGGAAGAGAUCCAGCUCUUUGCAAAGAACAAUGGGUCCUUCCUGUGUGUUUAUAAUUUGAAUUCCUCCAACUACACCCAGAAUCCACAUGCAGACUCAUUGUGCCCCAGGCUACCAGUUCCUCCAAGCAAAUCUUUUCCCUUGUUUAAUCGAUGCAUUCCUCAAACACCGGAGUGCUAUUCUCUGUUUGCAUCUGUUUUGGUAAAUGAUGUUGACACCCUCCAUCGAAUUCUAAGUGGAAUCAUGUCAGGAAGAGACACAAUCCUUGGCCUGUGUAUCCUCUCAUUAGGCUUGUCUUUGGCCAUGGUGUUUACUUUUCGAUUCAUCACCACCCUUCUGGUUCACACUUUCAUCGCAUUGGUUAUUUUGGGAUUGUUGUUUGUCUGCGGUGUCUUAUGGUGGCUGUAUUAUGACUACGCCAAUGACCUCAGCAUAGCCUUGGACACAGAAAGGGAAAAUAUGACGUGCUUGCUGGGGUUUGCUGUUGUAUCUACAGUUCUCACGGCAGUUCUGCUUGUCUUGAUUUUUGUCCUGAGAAAGAGAAUGAAAUUGGCAAUUGAACUUCUCUGGGUCACAAAUAAAGCCAUCAGCAGCUCUCCCUUCCUGCUGUUCCAGCCACUGUGGACGUUUGCAAUCCUCAUCUUCUUCUGGGUCCUCUGGGUGGCUGUGCUCCUGAGCUUGGGGACUGCAGGAGCUGCCCAGGUUAUUGAAGGCGGCCAAGUGGAAUAUAAACCUCUUUCCGGCAUUUGGUACAUGUGGUGGUACCAUUUAGUUGGCCUCAUCUGGACUAGCGAAUUCAUCCUCGCAUGCCAGCAAAUAACUGUAGCAGGGGCAGUAGUUACUUCUUAUUUCAACAGAAAUAAAAAUGACCCUCCUGAUAGCCCAAUCCUUUCAUCUCUCUCCAUUCUCUUCUGCUACCACCAAGGAACAGCUGUAAAAGGGUCAUUUUUAAUCACCAUGGUGAGGAUUCCAAGAACCAUUCUCAUGUACAUUCACAACACCCUGAAAGACAAGCAGCGGAGCGCAUUGGCGAGGAGCAUGUUCAGAUGUUGCUUCUGCUGUUUCUGCUGUCUUGACAGAUGCCUGCGCCAUCUCAACCAGAAUGCAUAUACUACCACGGCCAUUAAUGGGACAGACUUUUGUACAUCAGCGAAAGACACACUCAAACUCUUAUCGAAGAAUUCAAGUCAUUUAACAUCUGUUAACUGCAUUGGACACUUCAUAAUUUUUCUAGGAAAGGUGUUAGUGGUGUGUUUCACUGUUUUUGGCGGACUGAUGGCAUUUAACUACCACCGAGUGCUCCAGGUGUGGGCAAUCCCACUGCUGUUGGUUGCUUUUUUUGCCUACCUAGUGGCCCAUAGCUUUUUAUCUGUGUUUGAAACUGUGCUGGAUUCACUUUUCGUAUGUUUCGCUGUUGAUCUGGAAACAAAUGAUGGGUCAUCAGAAAAGCCCUACUUCAUGGACCAAGAGUUUUUGAGUUUUGUAAAAAGAAUGAACAAAUUAAACAAUGCAAGGGCACAGAGAGAAGAGAAUUUAAGGAACCAAGAAGGAACAGAACUCCGACCCAUUGUGAGAUAAGCACCGGGGCCGGGUUACCAAUUUCAAAAGGCCAAGACACAGAAGAGCCAUUUCUUCAGAAGAGCCACUCCCCUCCUUUUCAGAAUCCAGUUAACUCCUACUUCAUUUCUCCAUUGGUGUUAGGCACACACCUCCGCAUUUAAAGUCAGUAAAAAAGCAACCUUGAGUGGCAACUAGGAGACACAAUGCCACAUGUGGCAGGACGUGUCCCAUAAAAAGUGAACAACACCAAAUCUCCUCUUGGGGUCAUUAAGAACAAGCACACUCUGGUUAGAUAUGAGAUCGGUCUGUUCACCAAUGGUUCUGGGAACCUCCUUAUGAGGUGCUGGUGGUCAGUUAACAAGGAAAUAAUUCCAUUUUGUGUGGUGUUUGAAUAUUGGCAUUUCCCUCUAUUGUAUUUCCACCUGCAUUUCCAUCUAUUGUACUCACAUCCACACAUUCAAUAGGAAUGCUACUUAAACACUUCUUAGUAGGACACCAGAUAAUAAUUUUACCUACCCAAGUUAAUUAAGGGCUCCUCUAAAAAUAAGUCAGAAGCAUUAGAAUGAAGAAUUUACUUGGAUUUGGAGCAAGAACACUGUAACAAACAUUUCUUUUUUCUUCUGGUUGGGUAGAAAGGCCAGCUGUUCUAACUGCCAACAAAAGCCAUGAGCGUACAUCAUACUGGUCCUGCUACAGAAAAGGUCCUUUCAUUCUUUUGCUUUCGCAGCAAAACCUCCUUUCCUGAAGGGACUAUACUCUAAAUAUACCACACAAAACAUACUGACUUUGAACUUAAUAAGAGUAGCGUAAGUGCUCGCUGAAAUAGCCCUUCUGUAUGUUUAGCUCAAGUACAAAGAGGGACU